UACCCGUUGUUUCUACUUGAACAAGACUAAAAGACCUCGAGACAGGUCUAGCUACCCACCUGAUGCGUGUAUACACCUGUUUGUCUAGUCUAGUACUUGGACGCAGGGAGUGCGAGCAAAAGAUCGAUUCGGCCGAGCAAACCUGUAGUGCCUUUUCCUAGAGAGUUGUUUGCCGGACCAGUCCACGUUUUCUUCUCCUGAGAUGCUUCCCUGGCCCAAGCACCCUGUCUUGCAUGCUAUGUUACACACGUUUCCCUGCCAUGGAUGGUUGUGGGAAUGGUUCAUGCAAGGGGUAUCCGGUCUUCACGGAAAGCUCAAGUUGUCAUCGUUCUACAAAUUCACACUGCAAGGAGGGUUUGCAGUAUUGAGGCCCGCUAUGAUACGCAUGCAAAAGCUUACCGAGGACAAUCCGCUAGCUGAAACCGUUAUAUCAAAUAUUCAAUUCUAUCGACUGCAAUAUCAAGUACAAAUCGGAAAUUUAUCAUGAUCAUGGCAGCAUAUAUGGAACUCUGAAAGAAGAAGCAAGGUACAGUACGUUGCA
This is a messenger RNA of Aspergillus brunneoviolaceus CBS 621.78, 541 nucleotides long. RefSeq lists its product as uncharacterized. The record is from RefSeq and is a predicted model, not a curated record. NCBI's taxonomy places the organism in Eukaryota, Fungi, Ascomycota, Eurotiomycetes, Eurotiales, Aspergillaceae. The transcript is spliced from 4 exons. The coding region runs from base 203 to 487 and encodes 94 amino acids.